AUUCAACAUGGCGGGCACACGUCAAGAAGUCCUCAACUUUGUCGAAGUAAACAAAAAAAUCAAACUGGUUUUCUGAACAUUUUUGUGUCUCUAUAGGGAGCAGGAGCUGAUGAAUACUUUUCUUUUUUUUCUCUUUUUUAGCUUACGGAUGAAGAGAAGGCUGUUCUUCAAGAAUGCAGAAUAAAUAGCGUUUAUUUCAGAGGUAAGCGUGAGCUUAUAUUAUUAUUAAAUCAACUGUACGACUUUGCUCUUUUAUCUUCUAUUGAAACCUUCUUUAAAUGUAGGGUUAGAAAUCACAGUAAGGUUGUUAGUUGUAAACAACGUCAGUAGUCCAUGGGGGAGUUAAAAUCAAAAACAAAAUGUUUUGUCAUCAGCUGAGUCGACAAGUAGAUUGGUCACUGUAGCUGAGGGGGAUUGGAGCUGAGGUUAUAACUUCAGCUUCUCACCCGCUUUCCCCAUAUCAGACUACCUUAUAGCCCUAUAGCUGAGUUGAUUAGACCAACUCUGGUUUGAUGAUCCGCACUCUGUGGGCCUUUCUCGUUCAAAAGCUUAAGGAUCUUCUGUUAUUAAGCCCUCUGUAAUAAGCCCAAAUGUCCCGCCAGAAAAUCUCUUGCAUAUAGGGCUAAAGGUGCAUGCAUUAAUUGGACUGGCUCCACAAAGCAUCAAAAAAGUAGAGAAAUUAAGCUAACAAGACAUUGAUGUAAGACACAAGUUUCAUCAUGUCUGUGACUACAGUCGUUAAUGUCCAUUAAUAACAUUUAAUUAUGAUAUCACGUGUGAUGUUUGAGUGACAACACAGAUCAGGUGUAAAAAUGGCUAAAUCGUACUUCAAGCACCUCUCAGAUGUGGUUGGGCAUCUAAAUUAGGCUCCUGGAACACAGGGUUUUCACUAAAAAUUUCACUAGCAAGAGAGAGGUUUAACAUCACAGGACUGAGAAUGUUUUGAAAGAGGCUCCAUGUGUAAAUAUAGGCUACUGAAUAUGAGCCAGAGAAUUCUGUAUAAGGUCUCCAAUGCCUAACCAAUGCUCUGCGGAUGUCACAUACUUUACUUGAUGUACUCAAAAACAGAUCUGUGUAUGGCUGAUCAGAAUGAGUUUCUUGCUAUAAUGCAUGCUGCCAAGAUAAUAUGCAGAUACUAAACCAGAGAACCUGUCUGCUACAUGGAUCGUUAAGUUAUAUAAUCACUCUAUUAAUUUUUAUCAAUAAAAGAAAACUCUCACAGCUCUCACAUUUCCCCCCAAAUAUCACAUUAAUUUUUUCCUGAACUGAUAUUUGCCAUAGGACUUCCACUUGGAGUUUGUUCUGUUCUUUUACUAAGGCAGGCAGUAAAUGGUGGUAAGACAGUUUAGUAAAUUUUUUGUUGUUGUUAUUGUUUCAUAAUGCACUCUGAGAAUUUUGGGUGAAAACUGUUGACCUUUGCCAGAGCCAGAAGUUUAAAAAGUUUUAUUUUUUGUAGGUUUUGCUUGUAUCCUUUAACUGCAGAGGUGGCUGUUAAUGAAAGAAGUAUGGGUUUAAUAUAAAACCAAUUUAGAAGGAAAGGGUGAAACAUUUCUAUUUAAAGUAAAAAUGCCUCAGUGUUCUAGCUUGUUAAUACAAUCAGUCAAAAUAAUUGCAUACUAGUAAACAGGAAACAAACCAUUUGGUUUGGUGAAGUCGUUUGAUUUCCAAUAUUUACAAACAUGACUUUCAAUGUUUGAAAAACAUGGGCAUAGUAUAUAUAUUGUAAUCUUGAUUAAAUAAUAAUUUAUUUCAACUUUGGUUAAAACUUCACUUUAUUCUUUCUUAUUUUAUUUUCAAGGUUAUUUUCCCCAUAUUAAAAGAUUUUCAGCCUUAUACUAUACAGGUAAAAGGAUUUUGUUCAACACAGCAGUCAUGUAAAUUUCAAAUUUUUCAAACUGUCAUGAAAUACAAUGUAUUUCAAAUCCUUAAGCAUUAUGGGGCUCAAAUAAUUAUGGGGCAUUAUGUUUAGCAUUAUGGGGUUCAUUUUAGUUCAUAACAGGCACUUAAAGCCCUUAAAUGUGUAAGGGAAAGAUUUAACAACUGUUUAAAAAAUAUUAUUUCAUUGACAAAGAGUUUUAGAGAAAACCACUCAAGCAUGACUGGGUGGCAAGAGUUGUUUUUCUCAUACAAAUCCUUCUAAUUUUUGGUGGCCAUUGCAAUCAGUACUUUUGAGAUAUACAGCUGAAAAUUUGCAGGUUACCUAAUUUUAAAAUGCUUUUUCAGCUCAUACAAACAAAAUUUUUCAAAAAAGAACUGUUUUUGUGUUUACUGAAAGUUUGUCACUUGAUCAAUUUCCUACUCUCUAAUAAACACCCCAUAUUCAAAAAUUAUUAAUUCCCCUUGAAAUUUCAAUUUCUUGUCAUCCAAAUAGACAAAGGUAAGUUUGCAGGAACUACUGGGAUCUGCUUAAUGCUAAACAGGUAUGAUAUUGUUAAUCAAAGAUGUGCCUGAUGUUUCCGUAGGGCUAUUUGGAUUUGGGUUUUUGGCAGGUGUAAGCUCUUAUAAGAAUACUUGUGUGGAGAAGAUAAUGAAGUUAGAAAAUUCCAGACUUGCUGAUCAAGUCAGGGCAACACAGAUGUACGUAUAGCAUUAAACUGGCCUUUUAUAAGUAAUUUUGUUGCAUUAAUAGGAAUUGAAAUUGUUUCAGUUCAUGUCAAAUAACUGCAAUGAUGUUUUCACGUUUAAUAGGGCUGGAAAUCGCAGAUCUCUCUGGGAAACAGAAAGGGUGCCAUAUGAACGCCAAGAUGUUGAAUUACAAGGUUAGUUGUACAGAUUGUAAAGAUUUGUGUUGUUAAAAAAGUUUUAUUCAUUUUUCAUUUUGAUUUGUUUUUUUGGGUGUGUUGAUUUGUUUUUUUUUGUCAUCCAAAUGUGUGUGUGUUUGCAGGAACUACUGGGAUCUGCUUAAUUAAAUAGGUAAAUUGAAAAAGAUCAAAAUUGAAAUCAAGAAUUUGGAACUUAAAAACAGGACCAUGAGUUCUCAAAUUAAACACAAUAUUUAUAAGCCAGGACAAAGUGAAAUUAGGGUUUGAAAAUGGCAUAGAUAAUUACACUGGAAUUAGAUUAGCAUUCGGAGAAUCAAGCAGUAGCUCUUUAGCAACUAUUCUGAGGGCUGCUCACCAUCCACCCCCCUUAGUUGCUUGUCAUACUGUAAUGUGAUGCACUACUUUUAUUAACACAACCUUUUGAUAACAGGAAUGGGUGAUAAGCCCAGUAAUCGGUUCAGUAGUGUUCCCAUGACUCAAAGACCACCAGCAGAAGCGAACAUUCCUUAUCGCAGUGACACGGCUGUCAAUCCUGUACCAGAGUCUACUGCAGGGGAGGCUCCUGCUGCGCCUCCAAGCCUUUAUUUUGAUGUGGAAAAAGAAAAGGAGAACAAGUAUACAUCUUUUUCAGAAUUGAGAAAGAAACAUCGUGAACGGUGGACGCCUCCGUCAAUGUCUUCUUCGGGUACCAGUCGGUCAGACCAGGUGCGUAUGUGUUUCAGGACUUAGUUAACAGUCAUCAUUCGGUGGCCUGCUUCAGGCUCUGAGCGGAGAGCUGGGAAAGCAGCAGAAAAUUACAGAAAUCAUUCAAUUUGUGUUAUCUUUGUCUCCGGUAAUGGUUCCGUACUGUAAUAAUAAUAAUAAUAAUAAUAAAGGUUUUUAAUUAUUUAUCAUUCAUUGCGCAAGCAGACGUGUAACAAUUUACAUGGCAAGAAAAUUAAGGAAAACGACUAAAUAAAUAUUAGUUAAAAAUACUAUUAAAAAGGCAUCUGUUUAUAAAAACUGAUCUGAUCAUGCUUAGCGUGCGUAUUAUCGAGUUAUGGAUGCGCGCGGGAAGUUUAGAGAGCAAUAAAGAUGCGUAAGAGUUGCUCGAGGCGCAGCUGAGAGCAACUCUAGCUUCUUGAGUGCUCUCCAAACUUCUCAAGUGCAUCCAUAACUCGAUAUACGCACAGCUAAAAGCAUGAGCAAAUUCUUUUAUAACAAAGCUGACAAAAAUGCUUGCUUUUCGAUUAACUGCAAAAUUCUCGUAACGCGCGACACAAUAAGAAACGCUUCUAUCGGCUGAUUACAAACACACCACAAUCGUCUGGUUUGAAUGAAAAUUCUUUCCGUAAACUGAGAAACCAAAUUUCCCUAUUUAUUCGUUAACGAAUGGAAACUAAGCAGAAACAAUUAAGGUAAAAAGAGUCUUUAAGUCCACCUAAAGUUAUAAUACUCACAUGUUCGUAAGAAGUCGUGGAGUAUGGUUUGAAUUUGCUGAAAAGAUGUUUUUGUUUUGCUCGACAAAAUCCAGAAAACUUGUUUUCUAGCGAAGACGACUGUCAUCCUACCUUAAACUCAUACUCGUUUACGAAGAAUGGCUGGCUUUACGGCUUCUUUAGAAGACCUGACAGCAGUUGUUUUUGUGAGCAAUAAAUUUAUGUCUUCUCGUGUAAUUUGUCUUGUUAUUUCAAGAGAAAUUUUCCUGCUGCAGUCGGAUUGUUCGGCGAUAACAAAAAUGCAUAAUUUUUGGCUAUUUAGCUUACUUUAUAAUUAACUUGUUUUGUAAAGGAUAAACAAACGUUAAAAACGGAGGACACUUUAUACAAAUUGGAUAUUUCCGACAGACCAAUUUGUGGUCUUUUUCCACUUAAAUGUCAGUCUUUACGGCAGACUUUUCAACGAAUCAGUCAGGCUCUAUUAUUUGUGAAACAUCUUCACCGCUUUUGCUGUUGGUUUGAGUGGUUAGGAAGAAGCUAAGUUCCGCAAAAUCUAGAAAGUUUUUCAUCGUUGCCGUCGAUUUUUGGGUUCUUAGGAAAAGAGACGAAAAACACAGCUGAACACGUCAUCACGAAAAAAUCCUUAUUUACGCACGGGCGUGCGUAAAGAAAGAGUUUGUUCAUAGCGGCUCAAUAGGACUUAAAUAGGGCAAGCACGCGCGCUAUGUUUUCUUAAUUUAAAACGACUCGUCCGAACAUUAGGUAGAAUAUAAUAAUGCGACCUAGUUCUCAUCUGCCGUGUUCUCUGGGGCGGUAAAAAAACGCUCAACGCAGUGUUGGUGGAAGAGAUGCUUGGCCAUAGAUUCAUAUUUCUAUUACGAGGAAUGUCCAAGAUACUGUACCGCUUUAAGCAGUAACCUAACCCAUAACACCUAGCAAAGAGCUUAUCAAUUCUACUUAAAUAUUUAGUAUAAAUAGCGCACCCUCAGACCUCAAUAGCAUAUGUGAAGACUGAAAGGAUCAAACUUUGAAAAAGUAAGUCCAAAUUUUCAAUAGAGUACCCAUAAUAUUUACAUAUUCUUAUAAUAUACAACCUACUGCUAGCCUUACUAAGUAAAUAAUCAAUAUGAGUGUCCCUGUAGCUUGCAAUGUUCCCUCUGGCUAUUAACAUCGACAUGCAUGAACAAUAAUCCAGCUCCAGUGUGUACGCUUGCAUUUCUUGGUUUGUUUUCAUGGAUGAAGAUUUUCAUUACCACUAACAAAAACGUUGCAGCAAAUGUGGUCAUCCAAAUGGGUGAAAAAAAAAAAAAACUAGCCUUGAAAAAACUGAAAAAUGUAGCUAUCAACCAAUGACACACCAGGCCUUGGUUGUUCAAAAGGUUGAUAACGCUAUCCACGGGAGUAAAUCUCUAUCCAGUGAAUAGCGCGAUUGGUUUUCCUAAUACUUUCCCGUUGGAUGGUGAUUUAUCCAGUGAAUAGCGCGAUUGGUUUCCCUAAUACUUUCCCGUCGGAUGGUGAUUAAUCCAGUGAAUAGCGCGAUUGGUUUUCCUAAUACUUUCCCGUUGGAUGGUGAUUUAUCCAGUGAAUAGCGCGAUUGGUUUUCCUAAUACUUUCCCGUUGGAUGGUGAUUAAUCCAGUGAAUAGCGCGAUUGGUUUUCCUAAUACUUUCCCGUUGGAUGGUGAUUUAUCCAGUGAAUAGCGCGAUUAGUUUAUCCCGCGAUAAUACUUUCCCGUUGGAUGGUGAUUUAUCCAGUGAAUAGCGCGAUUGGUUUUCCCCGUUGGAAUCCACUUUUUUCCCCCGUUGGAUGGUGAUUUAUCCAGUGAAUAGCGCGAUUGGUUUUCCUAAUACUUUCCCGUUGGAUGGUGAUUUAUCCAGUGAAUAGCGCGAUUGGUUUUCCCCGUUGGAUGGUGAUUUAUCAAUAACAAAAAUGGUCUCUUUUAUUAUACCUUAAUUUAUCCCAUAUUGUACCAUUUAACAGUUUGGAUGGUGAUUUAUCCAGUGAAUAGCGCGAACCAUUAUUUUUCCGUUUAAAGAUUUUGGACAUAUACAACAUUAAUUCAUUCUAUAUUGAAUUUAUGUUUUCAUUUAUCAUCAAUUACUGCCACCGCUUUUUUCGAACCUUUUUGAAUAGCAAUAUUCAUAAUUAUAAUACUAGGUUCCUUUUCCGUUCUCAUGCCUGCCGAACUAACACCAAACAAUUUUCCCAAGGCCCUGGAAUUUGAAUUUUUAUCUCAGUCAAUUCGAUUUUUACAUUGCAAUCGCGAUUUUUGAUUUUCUACUAUAUCGAUAAUGCGUCUUGUACCCGUUGGAUGGUUAUAGUUCUAUUGCUUAUUUAUCCAAGCCUGAAUAGGUCCCCUCGCGAUUGUAAUGUUUUCUUUAUUGUGGGAAAAUAAUAAAUAAAUAAAUAAAUAAAAAAAUACUUUCCCGUUGGAUGGUGAUUUAUCCAGUGAAUAGCGCGAUUUUCCCGUUGGAUUUUUAUCCAGUGAAUAGCGCGAUUGGUUUUCCUAAUACUUUCCCGUUGGAUGGUGAUUUAUCCAGUGAAUAGCGCGAUUGGUUUUCCUAAUACUUUCCCGUUGGAUGGUGAUUUAUCCAGUGAAUAGCGCGAUUGGUUUUCCUAAUACUUUCCCGUUGGAUGGUGAUUUAUCCAGUGAAUAGCGCGAUUGGUUUUCCUAAUACUUUCCCGUUGGAUGGUGAUUUAUCCAGUGAAUAGCGCGAUUGGUUUUCCUAAUACUUUCCCGUUGGAUGGUGAUUUAUCCAGUGAAUAGCGCGAUUGGUUUUCCUAAUACUUUCCCGUUGGAUGGUGAUUUAUCCAGUGAAUAGCGCGAUUGGUUUUCCUAAUACUUUCCCGUUGGAUGGUGAUUUAUCCAGUGAAUAGCGCGAUUGGUUUUCCUAAUACUUUCCCGUUGGAUGGUGAUUUAUCCAGUGAAUAGCGCGAUUGGUUUUCCUAAUACUUUCCCGUUGGAUGGUGAUUUAUCCAGUGAAUAGCGCGAUUAGUUUUCCUAAUACUUUCCCGUUGGAUGGUGAUUUAUCCAGUGAAUAGCGCGAUUGGUUUUCCUAAUACUUUCCCGUUGGAUGGUGAUUUAUCCAGUGAAUAGCGCUAUCCAAUUUUUGAACAACUAGAGCCAGCCAGAACAAUAUGAAAACGUCUCUAAAAAGAGCGUGACGGUUAAGGUGAGUCUUGACCUUUUAUGCGUAGAGGUUUUGGACGUUGACGUAAACCUUUUGAUCUCCGUGUUGGUUUAUAGGUGAGACAAAAGCAUGAUGGAGAAUCGCAUUCUAAAGCUGCAGCAGGAUCUAGUGAUACGCCGUUGUCGUGGACGUUUGACAUGAGCAACAGCAGCGCCGAAGGGAGCAACCAAGAGGGUCAGCGGGGUAAUAAUCAGCAGGAGAGGCCUUCAUAUAGACAAGGUAUUUUGACAAGUGUUUAAAAAUGAGAUUUGUUUACCCAGUGAAAGAUGUAACCUUUCGCCUUGCCAAUAAAACGUGCUUACCUUACUCAAUUAAAUUAACACAACGGAUAGAAGCAAAAUUUCCUGUUAUUAGAUGACUGGCUAUGCGAUCCUUUCAAGAUGAAACGAAUCUUGUGCGGUAUCUCAUUCACUGCCCUAGUGAGCAAGAUGGGCCUCUUUUGCCCACUCACCGGCAUUGCUCACUUUGUCCUGAAAAAUAAGUUUGUUUUAGUCAUAUGAUCACUGGAAUCUUUCAUUGACCAAAUUUGUACGAACAAGAUUGGUCCAUGAAAUCAGGAUAUCCAGCCUAUUUGGACCUCAUACUUGGUCGGCGGCAAUAACGCUUGUUACUGACAUUGUUGCAUUGACAUUGUUUAAUUGACUGAAUGUUACGUCACUCACUUCACCACAGGUCCACCACCCAGGAGAAACAAAUAUGGCGAUGUUAUAGAAGGGUAGUGAAUGAAGUGGAUUUCUAGCUCCAAUUUCGUGCAUUUGCUGAUCACGAGAUGUCCUUCUCUUUAUGGCGAAAAAAAAAAUUAAAAAGUUUUACUAUUAACUUGUUAAGUAUAGAGGACUAAACUAAUGUACAUCUUAUAGCUAAGUAGUAACUGAAUGAAUACGCUGUCCUCCGUUUUAAAUGUUGGUUGUAAGGUAACCGGGCUUUAAACUAUAUACCAUUAUGCAUUUUCUCCAUACUGGUCUCCGUACAUUUUCUGUAGUAACGAUUAAGAGAAUUUCUUCAACAGUCAAUGCCACUAUUUGUUGAUCAUUUCCUUUAUUUUUAUGACCUUUUUGUUUGAUCAAGCAGUGUUAUGUUAAGGAGAAAUUAAAUGCUGAUCACUUUUAAAAGCUUAUCGUACAAGUAAAACAGGUGAAAAAGAAGUCCGGCGAUUUAAUCGUCGAUCUUCACUUUGUCUGAUCACACAGUAAUUUUCAGGGAGUUAUAAUAACUCCUCUAGUGGGGUUAAAUUAACUCCUUACAGUGGAGUUAUUUUUGGGGGGAGUUAUUUUAACUCCCAAAAGGAGUUUAAAGAACUCUUUUUCAGGAGCAAAAAUCACCCCAGAUAUUGAGGAGUUAAAAUAACUGCCAAAAAAGGAGUUAUCCUGUACCUAAAAUUUUUACUCCACUUUCAGAGUUAAAGUAACUCCAAAAAGAGUAAAAACAACCCAUGUAAGGAGUAAAAUUAGCCCCAUUUUUAACUCCAGACUGGGAGUUAAAAGAACUCUUUUUCAGGAGUAAAAAUGACCCCAAAUUUAGAGUUAAAUGAGGAGUUAAAGUAACCCCAUAAAAAGGGUUAUCCUGUACCUAAAAUUUUUACUCCAUUUUUGGAGUUAUAAUAACUCCCUAAAAAUUACUGUGCAGUUUCAAAAAAUAACUUGUAUGUACCAUCAAACUUGUUGUUUGAGCAGAGGGCAAUUUAAUAAAACUAUUGCAAGUUAGUGUAUUAAUUUUCAAGCGUAGCUUUUAUUUUUGCAAAUUGCACUUGUGAAAGUUUUACUGAAUUGACCCCAGUAUCGGGCAAUUGGCUGCGUUUUGAUGAAAAGGCGAUUUGAAAGUGACGUCGUAAAAAAUUAAAUUUGUGAAAUUACGGGAUUUGUCGGGAUAUUCUGAAAGAACAAUAUCUGAAUGGCCUACUUAUCAAACACUAGCAUUUCGAGGAAAUUGUCUCUGAUAUGUUAGCCCAGUUAUGCUCUGAUGACCCCAUACAAAUCACUAUAAAUUUGCCUUUGUUCUUAACGUUAUGAACCGAGUCAAUUUUUUUGUUGUGGAGGGAUUUUUGAUUGGACUCAUGCGAGCAUAACGAUCAUGAAGUGAAGAGAACCCCAGCCUGACCAAAGUACCUUUGUAAUAGCACAAUCCUGUCCCUUUAUUGCAAUACCGCUUUUCACUGUUUUUGAAAGGAACAUCAGUUCCAAAUAAUUUUGUGUAGUGACUCACUCACUCAUAGGGG
Molecule: messenger RNA, 9585 nt
Organism: Porites lobata
Lineage: Eukaryota; Metazoa; Cnidaria; Anthozoa; Scleractinia; Poritidae
Source: the annotation of a GenBank genome assembly